GUUGGUGAAACUUCAUUCCUGGACCAGGAAAAUGCACCAGUUACAGCUAAAAAAAAGAAGACCAAGAACAGUAUUCAGCAAAAGAUAAUGGCAGCUGUGAAAGAAAGUUGUUCUCAAAUUGUGGAACCAAGAGCUGUGAGAGGGCAGGAGGAAUCAUUUUCAUCAAGUCCCCUGUCACCUAAGCCAUAUGAGAGUUCAGACAAGGCUGAGAAGAUUAAAGAAUUAAAAGAUGAAAUAAAAGAACUACAGGAAGAUUUAAAAUAUGAGCUGCGCUUCAGGAUAAAAGCAGAGAGAGAACUGAGGGAGUGGAAAGAAAUUCAUGCAGUUGUGCAGGAGCUAAAAUGUACAGUUGGGGAAAUUAAGGGGAUGUGCAAUUCAAAAAAGAAACCUGACAUAUUGCAUAUGCCAUCAUCUUUUGAGGACACUGCUGGUCAAAACCAAGAACCACGCAUUGCUCAAGAAAGUGGGCAGGUAACUGAUUACAUCAACUUAGGAGAGGGGGUGACAAUAAAAAGAAGCCAAUUUGAGAGGAUCAACACCCAAGAUUUUAAAAAAUUUACAAGUGAGCUUCUCUUGGUGACCUUUGGGAGAGAAACUCUUGCCACACACUCUCUAAAUGGAAGAAAGGCGCCCAAUGCCGAUACCAGCAAGGAGGCACUUCCGGCUAACAAAGUGUCUGUCUUAAUAGGCUACAUCCAAAAACGGUUUCGUGUUUCCACAUCGGAGAUAAAGGCAGUCAUAAGAACCAAGCUUAACAAUGAGGACAAGCUCUUAAAAAAACGAAACCUCUCUGAAUGA
Triplophysa dalaica is the source of this 798-nucleotide messenger RNA. RefSeq lists its product as uncharacterized. The transcript has 6 exons. NCBI's taxonomy places the organism in Eukaryota, Metazoa, Chordata, Actinopteri, Cypriniformes, Nemacheilidae. The record is from RefSeq and is a predicted model, not a curated record. Gene Ontology annotation, biological process: negative regulation of Notch signaling pathway; positive regulation of neuron differentiation. Gene Ontology annotation, cellular component: nucleus. Bases 88 to 798 code for a protein of 236 amino acids. Gene Ontology annotation, molecular function: DNA binding; transcription corepressor activity.